CAAAACCCCGAGUGAGGAAUCUCCCUCCUUGCUCGCAUCGACAUUUUUCGCUUUCAACUGCAGCACUGCGGCAAUGGCGGCUCCGGGAAGACGAGUUGUGGCGCUCGGUGGAAAAGGCUCUUCUCUUACAUCCUCCUCUGUGUUCGAGGUUGCUAACGGCGUUGCUCGCCUCAGCAUCGACUCCUCCGCCCUCUCCCGUCGCUCCUCCUCCGCUUCCAAUUCCAACGCAAACUUCCCAUUUUCAAUCCCCAAUUACUUCACCCCCGAGGAAGCUAGGGCUUCUUUGGUGCUCCUCUUAAAUAAGGUAUUACUUUCCUCCUCAUCUUCAGCCAGUUCUCAGCUCCUUGAAAUCCUCGAGCAAGAUGUUCUCAGUUCAGAUUUCACACUGAACGACGUUGCCUCAGAUGAUUUGGCUCUGUUCGAUUACUCUGUUGCUGCUAUUGAUGGCGUUGCUGCCAUUCUGGAUCAUUGCUCUUCUGCGUUGUCCUCCGUCUCUGACGCCGUUGCAGCCCUCUCAUGUGAGGCUUUGCGAGCUGAUGUAUCGCCAUUCAAUAUGAUGGAUUCCGGAGAUGGUUCAUCUGCCAAGGACGCCGUUGCUGUAGCCGCUGAUUUUAAAGUGUUUUUUAACGGUUCAAAGUUGGUUAAUACGGGCAAAAAGCUUUUGGACCCUUCAGUUGCAGAGAUUCCUUCAGUUCACGGCAAUUUCAGGGAGAUUUCUCGGUCGCUCCACUCAAAAACUAGGGUUCAGUUGAAUUCCGGGUUUAGAGCUGGCUCAGCGAAGGACAUGUCAACUGCAUUGUCUUCUCUCGUUCUGUCUCUGUCGAAUUUGGGGGAUCUUAGUGUUCAUCGAGUCCAGCUCCUUAUUGCCAAUUCAAUUUCUGAUAUGGAGUUGCGUUCCCGUUUGUCAGAAACGUUGGUGGCUAAAUGCCCACGUGCUGAUUCGUUGGAACAGCUGUGUGCAUCUUCGCAAGAUGCUCUUAGAAAGAAGGAUUACCUUUUGUUCAUGCACAACGUUUAUGAAUUACUGGAUAUGGUGAGGAAGAUGAUUUCUUGGGAGGCCAUAGCUGCUUUUGUUUCACUUGAAGGAAGUGAGAUUUUUGGUGAAAAAAUUCAAGGAAACAAUGGGAGCGUGAGUGAGCCUUCAAGUGGGGAUACUGUUAAAAUUGAUAAGAAGAGUGAAAAGAAAAAGAAGGUGGUUUUGGGGAAAGGAACUACUGGUCUUAUGCAGUUUAUCAAGGACAGGUUGCUGGGCGCAGGGGCAAAAGCCAACUUGGAAAAAUUGACUCAGGAUUUCCUUUUCUUGCUGGACCCAAGGGGUCUGGGUUUUGAUGAUCUCCUAGCGAAAGUGAAAGAGAUUGUCGAAAGCAAUGAAAGUAGAAGGCUUCCCAAGCUCCCAAAGGGUACUCGUGACUUUGCAAAAGAGCAGAUGGCGGUCAGAGAGAAAGCUUUUGCAAUUAUAGUCGAGGUUUUCAAAAGGCACGGUGCCAUGGCUUUAGAUACGCCUGCCUUUGAGUUGAGGGAGACUCUUAUGGGAAAGUAUGGGGAAGACUCAAAGUUGAUCUAUGACCUUGCUGACCAGGGUGGAGAACUCUGUUCACUCCGUUAUGAUCUGACAGUGCCUUUUGCUCGAUAUGUAGCUAUGAAUGGUCUCACAUCAUUCAAAAGGUAUCAGAUAGCAAAAGUGUACCGAAGGGACAACCCUUCUAAGGGACGCUACCGUGAAUUCUAUCAGUGUGACUUUGACAUCGCUGGUCAAUUUGAGAAAAUGGGCCCAGACUUUGAGGUCAUAAAAAUCUUGACAGAAUUGCUUGAUGAGCUUGAUAUUGGAGAUUAUGAGGUGAAGCUGAAUCACCGGAAGUUACUGGAUGGAAUGCUGGCUAUUUGUGGGGUGCCACAAGAAAAAUUUAGAACUAUUUGUUCGAGUAUCGACAAGUUAGACAAGCAAACGUUUGAGCAGAUUAAAAAGGAAAUGGUAGAAGAAAAAGGUUUAACUGAGGAGACCGCAGAUAAAAUUGGAACUUUUGUUAAAGAAAGAGGAUCUCCUGUGGAUUUACUGUCCAAGUUAAAACAGGAAGGAAGCGAGUUCUUGACGAACAGUGAAGCCGAGCUUGCAUUGAAUGAAUUGGAGAUUUUAUUUGGAGCUCUGGCAAAGUCCAAGUGUAUCAACAAAGUAGUUUUUGAUUUGAGUCUUGCAAGAGGUCUGGAUUACUACACUGGAGUCAUAUUUGAAGCUGUUUUUAAAGGGGCUACGCAGGUUGGUUCAAUUGCUGCUGGUGGACGCUAUGACAAUCUCAUAGGGAUGUUCGGAACAAAGCAAGUUCCUGCAGUUGGAAUCAGCUUAGGUAUAGAGAGAGUAUUUGCGAUAAUGGAGCAGCUCCAAAAGGAUAAGAACCAGGAAAUACGAGCAACUGAAACUCAGAUCCUAGUGAGCAUCCUAGGCGAUGAUCUAUCAUUAGGUGCGGAGAUUGUGAGUGAAUUGUGGGGUGCCAAGCUCAAAGCUGAGUUUAUGGUUAAUAAGAGAGUGAUCAAGCAUAUUGACCGUGCCAGAGGGUCCAAGAUCCCCUAUAUGGUGAUUGUAGGAGACCACGAACUGAACAAAGGGAUCGUAAAACUAAAAGAUGUUAUGGCUGCAGUUGAGUAUGAGGUUCCGAGAAGUGGACUUGUGGAGGACCUCCAGACACGGUUGAACAGCACAUCACCUUAAUACUGGAGUACGAGUUGCCAAAUGAAAUUGUGAAUUAGGCCUCUUCUGAGCUACAAUCCGCUUAUGUGCAUAGUGCACUACAUCAAGCCACUAUACUUCUUCCUCACUCACUCUCAACUUUUUCCCUGAUAGUAUGGAAAUAGGGUGGCAAUGAAAAGAAGUCCCCCUAAGCAGAUUUUUGUUCCCAUUAACAAAGUAUAAUUGAUUUUCAAUGCUUUCUGAAGAGUCCAGAGAUUUUCUCUGGAUAGCUUUGGAUAUGUAUAAGUGUGCAUCUUGUACUCAUAUUCAUGUUGUGAAAAGGGAUUUCGGACAUGUCUUACAAGAAUUUUACAGAUAUAUGUCCUAUUUUUUGGUA
This is a messenger RNA of Sesamum indicum (sesame), 3059 nucleotides long. RefSeq names its product Class II aaRS and biotin synthetases superfamily protein. The record is from RefSeq and is a predicted model, not a curated record. Gene Ontology annotation, cellular component: mitochondrion; cytosol. NCBI's taxonomy places the organism in Eukaryota, Viridiplantae, Streptophyta, Magnoliopsida, Lamiales, Pedaliaceae. Gene Ontology annotation, biological process: mitochondrial translation; histidyl-tRNA aminoacylation. Gene Ontology annotation, molecular function: RNA binding; ATP binding; histidine-tRNA ligase activity.